AGGGCCCACAGCGUUACGGCCUCUCCCACCUCCCGCACGGGCGCCGCUGCUGGGCACAGCCCAUACACAGACAGCGCGGGAUGUGGCAGUGAGAGAUGUGGUUCAGCGAUGAGACCCAGCGGGCUAACGUGAUGCGGGGCACUGUCCUGGGCCGGCAGCACGGGCAGCACUCAAUAAAGCAGCGCUGAGCUCCGCACUGACUCUGCCGCCCUUCUGUGCUGCGCCCCUCUGUCCGCGCGGUAUGGCCCGUGACACCCGCCGCCAUCUUGUGAGGCGUUACCAUGGCAACGGGCUGCCGGAGGGCGGGGCGGAGCGGGUCACGUGCCCCGCGGGCGGCACGAGGAGGAGCGGAGCGGACUGCAGCUCCCAACAGGCCUCGCGCUCGCGCGGCGCACGCCGGGAGGCGCUGUGCUGCCGCUCCAGGAUCCGGACUGCCGCGCGGUGGAAGUUGCGGCCUCGCUGGCCCCGCCCCCUCCCCUCCCAUAGGCGGGCGGGAGUGACGUCAUUCCGCGGGGGCGGGAGCGCAGCGGUCCGGAGGCCCGUGAUUGGCAGAGAGGGCCGCCGCUGCGGGGUGGGCGCGGCGCGGCGCGGCGGAAGGCGGAAACGGAGGAUGGCGGCAGGCGCGCAGCUGGUGGCGGUCGCGCUGUUGCUGCUGGCGGGGGUCGGCCCGCGGCUGGCCCCCGCCGAGCUUACGGAUGGCAACAGCGAGCACCUGAAGCGCGAGCACUCGCUGAUGAAGCCGUACCAGGGCGCAGGCUCCGCCGCGAUGCCGCUGUGGGACUUCCAGGGCAGCACCAUGGUUACCAGCCAGUACGUGCGUCUGACGCCUGAUGAACGCAGCCGGGAGGGCUCCAUCUGGAACCGCGUGCCCUGCUUUCUGAAGGACUGGGAGCUGCACGUCCACUUCAAGAUCCACGGCGCUGGCAAGAAGAACCUGCAUGGGGAUGGCCUGGCCCUGUGGUACACGCAGGAGCGCCUCGUGCCAGGUCCUGUUUUUGGCAGCAGGGACAAUUUUCAUGGGCUGGCUAUUUUCCUUGAUACGUAUCCCAAUGAUGAAGCAACAGAGCGUGUGUUCCCCUACAUCUCUGCGAUGGUGAACAACGGCUCCCUGACUUACGACCACAGUAAGGAUGGGCGCUGGACGGAGCUGGCAGGGUGCACUGCUGAGAUUCGGAAUCAGAAUCACGACACUUUCCUGGCAGUUCGGUACUCCCGAGGUCGCCUGACGGUGAUGACAGAUGUAGAAGACAAGAAUGAAUGGAAGAACUGCAUUGACAUUGCAGGGGUACAGCUGCCCACUGGCUACUUCUUUGGUGCUUCUGCAGGCACUGGAGACUUAUCUGACAAUCAUGACAUUAUUUCAAUGAAGCUAUUCCAGCUCAUGGUGGAGCAUCCUCUAGAAGAUGACACUGUUGACUGGACAAAGAUUGAGCCUAGCGUCAGUCUCCUUAAAUCUCCCAAAGACAAUGUGGAUGACCCGACGGGGAAUUUCCGCAGUGGGCCCCUGACAGGCUGGAAGGUGUUCCUGCUCCUGCUCUGCGCGCUGCUGGGCAUCAUUGUGUGUGCUGUGGUGGGAGCUGUGGUCUUCCAGAAACGCCAGGAGCGGAACAAGCGUUUUUACUGAUGGAAGAGCCGGGCUGCGGUGCCCGAACCGUUCCUUUUCUAUGGGGAGCUGUACAAACUGUGGUUUCUAAAAGCUGUUUCUGAGAAAUACAAGAAGUAUUUUCUUAACUGUCCCUGUGGCUGUAAUCCUGCUGGACACUUGCUGUCUAGCGGGCUGGACUUGGGGGGUGGGGGGGAGGGGGGAAUGUUUUUAAUUAGAGCCCACACCUGCUGCAGAGGCACCGCUCACCCCGAGAGCCGCGGUGCUUCCUCUGGGCACCCCCAGGACCCGCUGCGCUGCCCGGGGCGGUGGGUAUGAAUGUAGGGGUUGUUGGGGCUGGGGCAUUAAAGGACUGACACCA
Phasianus colchicus (ring-necked pheasant) is the source of this 1964-nucleotide messenger RNA. RefSeq names its product lectin, mannose binding 2 (gene LMAN2). The record is from RefSeq and is a predicted model, not a curated record. NCBI's taxonomy places the organism in Eukaryota, Metazoa, Chordata, Aves, Galliformes, Phasianidae. Gene Ontology annotation, molecular function: D-mannose binding. Gene Ontology annotation, cellular component: COPII-coated ER to Golgi transport vesicle; endoplasmic reticulum-Golgi intermediate compartment; Golgi membrane. Gene Ontology annotation, biological process: endoplasmic reticulum to Golgi vesicle-mediated transport.